GCAUUAACAACGAUACUUAUCAGUUGUUUACGUAUUUUUUGUGAUUCUCGGCUGCUUAAUACAAAGUUGUUGUACUUAUUUAAAUGGCAGCUCAGAGUGAUCCGGCUACACCCGGUUAUAACAUUGCUCAAGAUCCAGCAUUGAUAAAGAAUCGUGUUUAUUUCGGCAAUCUACCGCGAUGUACACGCAAGGAACUUGAGAGUAUUUGUCAUUCGUACGGAACAGUUUUGGGUUCGUUGGUGCAAAAGAAUUUUGGUUUUGUGCAAUUCGAAGACGAGGAGACAGCCAAUAAAUGUGCGGAGGCUCUCAACAAAUCCACAUUUAAAUCGAAAACAUUAAUUGUACGCAACGCCAGUCAAAAACCAAAAGCGCCGGUAGCCAACCAAGCAAUUGGCAAUAAUUUGAAUACAGUCGGUGACAUCGGAGCUGGACAAGUUCCCAUGGCUGUGCAAGGUGGCAUUAUGAUGUCAGCGGCUGCUGCAGCAACUGCGGUGCCCAUCAAUGACUGCGAGAUCAUUGUGGUCAAUCGGGAGAAUACCAAAUAUGCGGAAUUCAUUGAAGAACGCUUGACGUUGGCCGGCAUGCGUGUGGAUGUCCUCUUCCCCAACGAGGAUGUGAUGCUGGGCCAAGUGCUCAGCAACAUCUCCGCCCGCGGUUGCCUCUAUGCGGUGCGGGUAACGCCUCAAAAUGAGCUCCACAAAAGCCUUACGGUUAAUAUUCUGUACGGUGUGCCCGCCGAGCACCGCAAUAUGCCGCUGGAAGACGCUAUUCAACUGAUAGCCAGUGAUUUUCGUACGAAGAAGCAACGAGAUGCUGCCGUCAGUAGCAACACACUACGGCAUCCCGAGUCCAUGCAGAAACUCAUUGAAAUGCUGGCUAAUUGUCGCCCAUUAACGGGUUUGCAAUACGAAUGCAUAAUUAAGUAUCUGCAGGAGCAGCAUGAGCUGCAGCUGAGACGGGAAUUGGGCGAUGCAAAGGCUCGCCUGGUUAAGCAUCAGGAGACCGAUCCCGAAAUGGAGCUACAAAAGAAGAUACUCAGUAUUUUGAAUAAACCGGCAGUCACCGAAAUCAACAACGAUCUCAUGUACAACAGCUUCGAGGACGCCAAGGCCGAUGUGCGUCUUAUGGAAUUGUUGAGCGAUAGUCGCGUGUUGAAGGCGCUGGAAAGCAUUUACAACCCAGAACUUUUGGAAACCAUUUCACAAUAUCUUUAGAACAUAACACUUUUAUUAACUGCAUUAGGAUUAACAAUUAAAACUAAGGCCACGAACGCUUAGCCUCAUGUCCCUCGUAUUUGCCUCGGUACUUCAGUCCUGUAACCAGGGUUGAGCUCUUGGGGAACGCUGUUUUUCCAUUGAAUUUCGUAUCCGUUGCCGGGUUGAAACGCAAAUAUUCAUAUUGUAUGUGCAAAUUCUCUGGUAACUCAAUACGUUUUAGUGCAUCCAGCGGUACAGUAGUGUCUACAGACUGUUGAUAGAAAGCAACCACAUCACCCACUGUGGUCAGCUCAUGCACUUGGGAAUUGGGCACAGAAUGCUGCAGUUCCUCGAAGCAGGCCGACAAAAACUUGAAUUUCUCACUUAAAUCGGAGAAUUUUCGUUGAUCGCCGCCGUUGCUCAACUGCAAUUUGGUGGCAACAGCGCGUACACGUUCGGCAGCAUCCUGAACUGGAGCAUAGGGCU
This is a messenger RNA of Drosophila sulfurigaster albostrigata, 1682 nucleotides long. RefSeq names its product nuclear receptor coactivator 5 (gene Neos). The coding region runs from base 84 to 1214 and encodes 376 amino acids. Gene Ontology annotation, molecular function: RNA binding. The record is from RefSeq and is a predicted model, not a curated record. The transcript is spliced from 2 exons. NCBI's taxonomy places the organism in Eukaryota, Metazoa, Arthropoda, Insecta, Diptera, Drosophilidae.